AUGGAGUUGGAAGCAAAGGUCGCCGAGGUGGCAGAAGCAGAGCGUACAGGCGGAGCAGCUCAAAGAUUGCUGUCCGUGACUUGUGAUGCAUCUGUUCGCCUGACGCAUGAUUUGAAGAUUAAGACCCCGUCGCGGUCGCUUCUGGACCUGUUGAUGUGCAACUUUGGUUCCAACUGCACGACCCAACUGGAGGGUAUGGCGUUCCUCCGCUAUGUGGCGCAGGGGGAGCACGAACGUUUCAUGAAGUUCAUUGACGAGAACUCCCAGAGCACAUCUCCAGCAAGGUCCUUGCCUAUCGACCUGAAAGACUCCAGCGGUGUGACUUUCAAGGCGGAGCUCUUCCAUGUCACGGUUCCCAGCCUCUCGGGCGAUGGGGAGCAUGAGCACUUGAUUGGUAUCACUAACGAUCUCGCGGAUGAUCGUCUGGGACGCAUGGAGCAUACAUUGGAGGAUCUUCCGGUGGCAUCAUUCCAGGGCCUGCCGAUGAUCAGCGAGGUUGAUUCGAGAUACCAAGGAACUGGAGCCCUUUCGCAUUCCUUUGCACCUUCGCAGAGGCAUAGCUGUGGGAAGAGUAGCGUAUCCAGCAGCAACAGUAGCAAAAGCUCAAGAGCACAACUCUCAACCAUGCGUGAGAUCAGCGAGAUGGACUUGGUGAUCGAUCUUGAGACGGUAGAUAAGGAUUUCCGUAUUCUGUCGAUUACCCUACACUUCGCCACGCCAACUUCCUGCGCCGAGAACGCUCUCCCGAAUCUGGUGGAAUGGCUCAAGCCGCGGUACCGGCAACAGGUGCACAAUUGGAUCCAAGAACACGCUAACGCCCAUUAUGCGGGACGGGAGUACAGGGAACCCCUCCGGGGUAUCAAGCUGUUUUCGCCCUUCCCAAACACUUCCACACUUUUGGCCGGCGAGCUCAAGUGCAAGGGAAUCACUGAGGAGGAGGACGGCUCGUCAGAUCAGGAUGAGUCUUCUGCUGCAGGUAUGCUCAUGGAAAUCUCCAUCCGGCAACUUUUUGUUCAUUGA
This is a messenger RNA of Symbiodinium necroappetens, 1020 nucleotides long. Lineage: Eukaryota; Dinophyceae; Suessiales; Symbiodiniaceae. The record is from the annotation of a GenBank genome assembly.